CCCCUCCUCCUACCAAACCCAACAAAGGUUCAAACUUUUUGCUGAAUGGAGAGGGGCGGCCUCUUCUUUGGCUUCCAAACCAAGACAAAAUCAAAUACUACUUCUCCACCUUUGCUUACCCCCUAAAGCACCCAACCGUAAAACACUUAAUUGUAGCCCAAAAGUUCAGAGCUUUGGACACGGAGAGAGUGUCCAAGUAAUGCUUCCUAAACAAGAAUCUCCUAAUCAUGCCAUUGUUCCCUAUACGUGUUCUUAAGCCCAGUUUCUGUGGCUUCCAUUGCAGACCAGAAGGCUUCCGAAAACCCACCCAUUUUUAGUGUUCAUCUUCUGCUAUUCACUUAACUUAGAAUGACUACUACAGCUCCAGCUAAAAUACUCAUAGGCAUCUCUCUCAAUUCAGAUGAAAGCAAAGAGCUUCUCUCCUGGGGAAUCAGGAUUCUAGCCCAUCCGAAUGACACCGUCAUCGCCUUACACGUUCUUGUUGGAGAACAGAGGAGGAAGCUUGAGUUGGCUGCAAAUAAUCAAACACUGCAUCGUCGCGCAAAGGCUUUCGUUAUAUCUGUGAUGAGCGAGUUUGCCAGAAUCUGCCAAUCUAAGCAGGUCAACCUGGAGGCUAGAGUUGGGUUUAGCUCCAGCAUUGGAAGAGGACUAAUUGAGGAAGCAAACAACGUAUCAGCAGAAUUUCUUCUUGUUGGUCGCCCCAAAAACAAAUCAAACAGAGUUAAGCGUGAAAUUACCAGGUACUGCUUUGAGCAUGCCCCGGAAAGCUGUUCAGUGGUUUCGGUCAGGAAAUGUGUCCUCCCACGACCACGAAUAAAUUCAGAUCCAAAGCCUUCCCAAAUCGAAGAUAUUGGCCGGGUGAAUUCUAGGUGGUUGAGCAAGAGUAACCGCCAUAUUGCCAAGGCUGUCUCCUCAAUCCAAAAGCCUCAAUUCCCGGAAACUAAGAGAGGAAAGCCUUCACCAAGAAGGGUGCUAGACUUAUUUGAAGGGGAAUCAAACAGCACAGAGGAAGAUAGCUCGAGCUUCGGGGAUUCCAACAUUACAGAGUCCCCUCCCCUGGCUCCCGGAUUGAAAAGUGAAUCGAAUCUUCGAAAGCCACCAUCACCAUUUAAGCGCAUUUCCUCUUUCUUCCGUUCAUCAUUAGAUUCGAGUGGAAGAAGAAGAAAUGAAACCAUGUCCAAAAAAGAAAAGCAACAGCCCCUACUGAGGUGCUUUAGCUAUGAAGAAAUCUCAACUGCCACAAAUAAUUUCCACCCUGAUAAUUUGGUGGGCCGAGGAGGAUAUUCGGAGGUAUAUCGGGGUGAUCUUGAAGAUGGAAAUGUCAUAGCCGUGAAGAGGUUAGCCAAAGACAACAGAGAUGAAAAAAAGGAAAAAGAGUUCCUAAUGGAACUUGGCAUAAUAGGACAUGUCAACCAUCCUAACACUGCAGCCCUAGUUGGCUGCUGCAUUGAAAAUGGACUCCAUCUCAUCUUCAACUUCUCUCCUAAUGGGACAUUAGCUUCUGCUUUACACGGAAAAACAGACAAGCCGCUUGAGUGGCCGGUUAGAUACAAAAUUGCACUGGGGGUUGCUAGGGGUCUGCAUUAUCUUCAUAAGUGUUGCAAGCACCGAAUAAUACAUCGCGAUAUAAAGGCCUCCAAUGUGCUUCUUGGGCCAGAUUAUGAGCCACAGAUCUCAGACUUUGGACUGGCAAAAUGGCUUCCAAGUAAGUGGACUCACCAUGCUGUGAUUCCAAUUGAGGGCACAUUCGGAUACCUAGCACCAGAGUACUUCAUGCAUGGAAUUGUGGAUGAGAAAACCGAUGUUUUCGCAUUUGGAGUUCUUCUUCUAGAGAUCAUUACUGGCCGUAGGCCAGUGGAUUCGUCGAGGCAAAACCUUCUCCUAUGGGCAAAGCCACUCAUGGAAUCCGGGAACAUCUCUGAGUUAGUCGACUUGAGAUUGGAAGGCAGAUAUGACUCGGAUCAAAUGCACAGAGUGCUGCUUGCAGCUUCCUAUUGUGUAAGACAAUCCUCAAUAUGGCGUCCACCUAUGAGCGAGGUGUUGGAGCUACUAACAUAUGGUGAUGAAUCUGAGGUUUCUCAGAGUUGGAGGAUGCCAAAGUUCACAUCCGAGGAGAUGGAUGACUACUCUAUGGUUUUCGGAUACGAACUUCCAUCAGAUAUUACUUUGGAGGACAUCUAAUUACGGGCAGAUGCGUUCAGCUCCAUUGUUUCUCUUCUUUUCUCCUGUUUAGAUAUAGGGAGUUUGAUUAUAGAUAGAUGCAUAUGGAUAUGGUCAGCUCAGUGUAAUCCACAGGCAACCUAGUUUGUAGUUUGUUUCCUUGUAUCAGUACUAAUUCAAUAUACUGAGUUUUGUUUUUGUGUCUGUAGCUAGAUAUUGACCCUUUUCCAAUUUCCCUGGCCCUUUUCUUUCUUCUUUUUCCAAGUGUCCUAAUGAAUGUAACUUGUAUGGACAAAAUGGGUUGCUUCCAAAAAAUCUUGACCUGCCGA
This is a messenger RNA of Diospyros lotus (date-plum), 2489 nucleotides long. RefSeq names its product probable receptor-like serine/threonine-protein kinase At5g57670. The record is from RefSeq and is a predicted model, not a curated record. The transcript has 10 exons. The coding region runs from base 349 to 2181 and encodes 610 amino acids. Gene Ontology annotation, biological process: protein phosphorylation. NCBI's taxonomy places the organism in Eukaryota, Viridiplantae, Streptophyta, Magnoliopsida, Ericales, Ebenaceae. Gene Ontology annotation, molecular function: protein kinase activity; ATP binding.